Thalassophryne amazonica is the source of this 706-nucleotide messenger RNA. It is a transcript of the gene cplx3b, whose product is annotated as complexin 3b. Gene Ontology annotation, cellular component: terminal bouton; SNARE complex. The transcript is spliced from 3 exons. Gene Ontology annotation, molecular function: syntaxin binding. The coding region runs from base 154 to 624 and encodes 156 amino acids. The record is from RefSeq and is a predicted model, not a curated record. Lineage: Eukaryota; Metazoa; Chordata; Actinopteri; Batrachoidiformes; Batrachoididae. Gene Ontology annotation, biological process: synaptic vesicle exocytosis; neurotransmitter transport; regulation of neurotransmitter secretion.
CUUUCCCUUCCCUGUCGUGCCUGCGCGCGUGACACCUCCGUGCGUCCGUCCGCUUUAAGCGUCAAACGGCGGAUUUCCAUCCACCGCGAACGCUCUCUCCAGGAGCGCACCAAAGCUCUCAACUUCAACCGAAGGACCGUGCACGGCGCGGCCAUGGCUUUCAUGGUGAAACACGUGGUGGGAGGACAGCUGAAGAACCUGACAGGCGGACUGACGGAAGAAAAAUCCGAAGGAGAGAAGUCCGAAGCCGCCGCGCAGGGGAUGACUCAAGAGGAAUUCGAGCAGUAUCAGCAACAGUUAGAGGAGGAAAAACAAGAACGAGAGGCCCACUUCGCCCAGAAGAAAGCCGAGAGAGCUACAGUUAGAACUCAUUUCCGGGAGAAGUACAGGCUGCCAAAGAAUGAGAUGGAUGAGACCCAGAUCCAGCAGGCAGGGGAGGACGUGGUGUUACCCACAGAGCUGGCCAAGAUGAUCGCCGAGGACAACCAGGAGGAAGCGCACAAGCAGUCAGUGCUGGGCCAGUUGUCCAACAUCCAGAAUGUGGACAUCGAUCAGCUGAAAGAUAAAGCCCAGGCUACACUGGAAGACCUCAAAAAGCAGACGGAGAACUGCAGUCUCAUGUGAUCUGGGUGACUUCAUCUCCCUGGAUGACAGUAUCAUUAUACAAAUACUUAUUUAUUUUGAGCAAAAAGUAUUCUGGAGGCAG